This is a messenger RNA of Stegostoma tigrinum, 5060 nucleotides long. RefSeq names its product nicotinamide nucleotide adenylyltransferase 2 (gene nmnat2). The coding region runs from base 124 to 1044 and encodes 306 amino acids. NCBI's taxonomy places the organism in Eukaryota, Metazoa, Chordata, Chondrichthyes, Orectolobiformes, Stegostomatidae. The transcript has 11 exons. Gene Ontology annotation, biological process: NAD+ biosynthetic process. The record is from RefSeq and is a predicted model, not a curated record. Gene Ontology annotation, cellular component: Golgi apparatus. Gene Ontology annotation, molecular function: nicotinamide-nucleotide adenylyltransferase activity; nicotinate-nucleotide adenylyltransferase activity.
GAUCAAUGGGUGACGCAGUAAGCGUGAGCAGUGAGGCAGCCGGAGCUGGCAAACAGUGGGAGCGGCGCCUGCAGACACUGCAGACACCAGCCAGACCGACAGACAGGCAGGCAGGCAGUGAGCAUGGCCGAGCCCACUAAAACCCACGUUAUCCUGCUGGCCUGCGGGAGCUUCAACCCCAUCACCAAAGGACACAUUCAGAUGUUUGAAAGAGCCCGUGAUUAUCUGCACAAGACAGGACGGUACAUUGUGAUUGGCGGCAUUAUCUCACCAGUUCAUGACUCCUAUGGGAAACAGGGCCUUGUUUCCAGUCGACACCGCCUCACAAUGUGCCAGCUGGCUGUUCAGUCAUCUGACUGGAUCAGGGUGGAUCCAUGGGAGUGUUACCAGGAUACUUGGCAAACAACCUGCAGUGUACUGGAACACCAUCGGGACCUUAUGAAGAGAGUGACGGGUUGUAUUCUAUCCAAUGUAAACUCUCCAGCAACACCAGUAAUUGGACAGCCGCAGAAUGGAAGACGUUCCAUCUAUCAGAAUUCCACAAUCACAAAUGAAAAACCCACUGCAGUUCGAAUCCUGGGGAAGGUCAGCGAAAGUCUGGGAAAGAUCUGCUGUGUUCGUCCACACGUUGAACGUUUCACCUUUGUGGAUGAAAAUGCAAAUUUGGGCACUGCCAUGAGAUAUGAAGAGAUUGAGCUCCGCAUCUUGUUGCUGUGUGGCAGUGACUUGCUGGAAUCUUUCUGUAUCCCAGGACUGUGGAAUGAGGAGGAUAUGGAAAUGAUAGUGGGUGAUUUUGGAAUAGUGGUUGUCCCUCGUGACAAUGUAGACACAGACAGGAUCUUGAAUCAGUCAUCAUUGCUUCGCAAGUACAAGGAUAACAUCCUUGCCGUAAAAGAUGACACUAAUCAUCCCAUGUCUGUUGUGAGUUCUACCAAGAGUAGAUUGGCUUUACAGCAUGGUGAUGGCCACGUGGUGGAAUAUUUGAAUCAGCCCGUUAUUGAUUACAUCCUGCAAAAUCAGCUUUACAUCAAGACGUCUGGAUAAAACUUUCCUGUAAGGACCAGAAAGAACAGCUUACAGUUUCCCUCUCAGUAAAACUGUACUACUGCUCUACUGCUUAUGUAUACAGAGCUUCUAUUGUCUGCUAUUCCCACUGUAUGAUAAGAGUAGAAGCUCUACUGACAGAAUGCACUGAAUGAACUGCACAGAACCUUUUGCUGUCCACUUGUGUCUCUUUCUCUGUGCUGCCCUCUAACUGACACUUAUGCUGACCUUCCUAUUAUCGCAGAAAACCAAGCGUCAGUAUAACUAUUUCCUUUUUUUUAAUUAGAGGUAGAAUCAUGUACGUUUCUUCGUAGGAAAUUCCUAAUCUCUCUGUGCUGCUUGCAACUUUGAUACAACCAGGUCACUUACCCUUUCUGGGCGAGUGGUUCAGAUUUUGCAGUUAGUAGCAUGCUUAGUUCAAAGAAUUGCUUCAAAGUCUCUGUGUUUAAUAAUGUGAUAAGCUCAAAAAGUCAACUGUUUCUCUACAAGAACAAAGUAAGAAUUUGAUGAUAUUGCAGGUAUUCUUGACAUUUCACAAAAUGCAUAGCGUCUAAAGUAGUCAUCACAUCUAGAUAUAGCUGGGAAAAAUAAAUUUUCAUGAAAGUUCUGUUUGGAGAUGGACCAUCACAUUUGGUCAUCUUUCCUCCAAUUACAUCACAGUAGCAUACUGAAAUAAAAGGAAAAAUGAGUAGAACUUCAAUAUUUAUAAAUGAAGCAACUUUUAUUGCUUGGGAUUCAUCAGCAGUUUCACAAAACAGCUUGAAAUAGAAUCAGAAUGGAAUUCAGCAUCAAACAGUCUGUUUACAAUCACACUGUGACAAAUUAUUUCUAUGCAGCAGUAAAAAGCACAAUAGAAUGAUCAAAUUGUGUGCAUAAAUCAGACUUUGUUCUCUAAUGUAAUAUACAGCAUCAUUGAGCAAAAUUGUUUAAGUAAACAUGUUAUUGUAUCCACAAAAGCCUUCAAGAAAUGUUGAGAACAGCAUGAUCCUUGUAUAAGCAAUCUACCAAUUUAAUUGAUUGCAAAUGAUUGAUCAUCAAUGGUCAAGUGUUGAAGUGGAGAGGCCUAAUUCCUUUAUAGCAGACCAUAUUCCUUGAUAGUAUUGGCUUCAUUUUAAGCUUAUUGGAACUCAGCUUCAAACUUCUUCCAUCUCUGAUGACUAAAUAAUUCAAGUUGGUGUAAUGUUUUCUUAUAAUACUUCAGUUACGCUGAGAGUCCCAUUUUGCUCCCAGGAUUUGACUUUCAUCCAUUUUUAUAGACCACACUGACUAAUUUUAUAAAAGGUUCUUAUUUUCAAUUGCUGGCUUAGUUGAUAUGUUGUCACCAUUCUGUACAACCUGAGAACACUUGUAUUUGUAUGUUAACAUUGUUCUCAAAGUCCUAUAAACUUCCUCACCAAGGAUAUCCAAAAGCAGCUUUGUUUUUCUUUUUCAUGCUUAUGCUCUGUAACUUCAGGAAAUGUUUUAAUUAUCCUCAGUCUGAAUACUGUUGAAUUGAUUUCAUUUGACUGUAAAAUUUUUGAUUAUUGGUUCAGCCUCAUUUUCACUUAGUGUAGGCCUAUCCUGGAAGACCGAUGAUUGAUCCUUACAACACUUUACAAAAAGAAACAAAAUACAAAGGGAAGAAGGAUAUGUAGUCUCUUGUCAAACUGUUCUUCAGGUCAGUCUGAAUGGUUAGUUCCUCUCCCCUCAGUGGUCCACUUCUAUGACCAUCAAUCACGCAUUGCUUCAAAGCAGCCAAAUGUAUGUCUAUAGGACCCCCCACAGCCAAAAAGCAGAACAUCAAAUGAAUACUAUAGUUCUCUCCAACUUAAUUAGAAUUCAUGUUGGAAACAAAACUAAUCCUGAUUGUGGCAUGUGUCAUUGUUUUACCUCAGCAAUAUCUUGACCUAACAGAAGAGAAAGUAUCUUUAAACAAUUGAUUUUUAACAAAAAUUAUGACUAUUAUCUUCAGAUACAAUCAGGUGACAAAGCUCCAUGUCAACUAAUUUGGUUUCACUGGCCCUCUUCCAUCCAUCAUUUCCGUAUUGCUUUGUUUAUUUGCAAUUGGCGAAGAUUCCUGUCAAAAAUACCUGCUGUUUCUGUUAAGAUUGCACAGAGCUGUCAGACAUAUCCCUUAAUGUACCAUAUGUGACUGAUCUCUGUUCAUUGUUGUCCAGUGUCCAGCCACUAGUAGUUUAACCUGUAAUGUUGCACGCUCGUGUCUAUGCACCAAUACUAGGCAGAUAUCAUGAAAAAUUCUAUUAUCACUUUCCAGGUGUUUUCAUUUUAUUGUCAUCCAAAAAUAGUAAAAAUUAGAAGUGAAGUGUGUUGUCAGUUUCAGAGCUGUAAAUGAUCUAAGUGCAUGCUUUCCGGGUUCUCCAGCUAGUUGCUAUUUUUAUGAAAAUAACUUGUAUGACAACACGGUCCGUCUGUGGCAGCCCAGUUGGCUGAGAUGCAUAUCAUGAAUUGCAUAUUUACUUUAAGAAACAAACUCUAAUAUCUCAACUUGAAAUCCUGCAUUUCCAGUAAUCUCAGUGAAAUUUAUGUUAGUUUAUUGAACCAUUGUCGUUCUUGGGCUGUGUCUUUCUUUCUAACACAAGCCCAAAAUCCUUAGUACCAUAUCCUCACUUCUCAUAGCUCCUUCCUAAUUGCUUGAAAUUUGUUUCUGUUUAUAGCUUGUACUGUGUCAGAAAGGAAACUCCAGUUUUUAUAAUUUGUUUUUUUUUAUAUAAGCCUGAGAUUCUAAUCAGGAAGUUAGAAUUCUUCUUCAUGAACUGUAGUAAAUGAUUAGUGGUGUUAACGAAUGCUGGUGUGGGCUGCAAAAUUUGUUCCAUUAGGAAAUGAUGUACAAUGAAGUUAGUUUAGUCAGAUGAUGAAGCCACAAAUCAGAUGAGCUGCUGCAACAUCCUGGCCUGUGAUUAAUCUUUUUUCGCCUACAGCACACAGCCAAACGCGUACUCAGAAAUUUAUCAAGGCACUUCUACAUAUUAACUAGCCGAUUCAAAAUUGCAGUAGCAACUCAUGAGAGAAACCUCCUUGCACCUCCAACCCCCAGCCCUAGUGGUCAUUCAAUGGUCAGUGUAUGCAUUUAUUAUCAUUUUUUUAAAGCUAGAAUAAAAAAAAUUCACAUCUGAAUUAGAAGUUUAAACAUUUUCAAUUGUGCAACUGACAUUUGUAAUAUUCCGCACAAUGUAUUGAUGUGGUUAAAGCAUAUGUCGGUGUAAAUUACUGAGAAAAUGAGCAUCCAAUAGAUUAUUCAAUGAAACUUCCCUGGUAUAGGUGUGCUAGUGUCACUCCUACAUUGAAAGGGUGUGUAAUAUAGUACACAUUGACUAAAAGCUAACCAUUUCUUUGGGUUUGAUUCUGGAUGGCAUGUGUGUGAGCACAAUAGUUCCAUACUAUUAUUACUUGCCUGUCACCUUUGUGCAAUGUGUGCUACAGGUAAAAGGGCAGAAAACAUUAGGAUAUAUUACUACAGUUAUUGAUGGUCAUCUUUUGAAUGUUUCACAAAUGCUGAAUUGAGCACAUUUUGAAAGGAGGUCAUUGGUAAAAAGAGCUAAUAGUGAGACAGCCCAUAUUGUUUUCUUUUGAACUAAGAUAGGAUGAAUCACAUUCUUUAUCCAAACCUUUACUGCAGUGUGUUGCAAUAUCAGAAUAGGCUGUAUUGCUGUACUGUGUUUCAAAGAUACCGAACCUUGGCUCCCAAUUUGGCAAUUUCCAUUUAACAAUUUGCUGUAGGAGUUUCACUACUGCUCCCACCAUGUUAUAAACACACAAAUGCAUCCUCUCACAGGCCGUUUUAGAAUUAAGUGUGUUCUCUUGAACCUUGUUUAAGUCUUUAGUAGGUAGUCUAAUAAUGUAGCAACUUUUAUGAAGGACAUAUAAUUGAAAUUGUCGGGUAAGGAACAAAAUAAUUAUCAUUGUCCAAAAAAAUGGACAAAAAUGGCUGAAAUGGCAUUUAUAUUGCAUGACUGGGAGUGCUGUGCACUGGAAUUGUGAACUAUAAUUGAAUUAAAACAGCUGGUUAUUACAAUGAA